Papilio polytes (common Mormon) is the source of this 756-nucleotide messenger RNA. Its product is annotated as glucose 1-dehydrogenase-like. The coding region runs from base 1 to 756 and encodes 251 amino acids. Gene Ontology annotation, molecular function: oxidoreductase activity. The transcript has a single exon. The record is from RefSeq and is a predicted model, not a curated record. NCBI's taxonomy places the organism in Eukaryota, Metazoa, Arthropoda, Insecta, Lepidoptera, Papilionidae.
AUGAGUUUCGAAAAUAAAGUAGUAAUCAUAACUGGUGCUAGUUCUGGAAUAGGAGCUGCUACAGCUAUCCUCUUCUCGAAGGAAAAAGCUAACGUAGUUCUGGUAGGAAGGAACGAGACGAAACUAGAAAGCGUAGCUGCGCUUUGUGAGACCAAACAUUUAGUUGUGAAAGCAGACGUCUCGAAAGAAGAGGAGGCGAUCAAAAUAGUUGAACAGGCAGUAGAGAAAUUUGGCAAGAUUGAUGUACUGGUGAACAAUGCUGGCGUUUCACGUUACGGUAGUGUUGGAUAUGGUAACAUCUUAAAAGCGUAUGACGAAGUGAUGGCCACUAAUAUGCGAGCUGCUAUUAUUCUGACGUCAUUAUGUUCUAAGCAUUUGAUCUCCAGCAAGGGUAAUGUUAUCAACGUAUCCAGUGUGUUGGCUGUGAUCCCACCGAAUAAGCCUGGCCUAUUGCCGUACUGCAUAUCCAAAGCUGCGUUGAAUCUUUUCACUCAAGGCGUCGCUCUAGACUUAGGGAAGCACGGUGUAAGAGUGAACACGGUCAGUCCAGGUCCUGUGAGAACAGAUAUCAUUGUAAAUUCUGGGAUUCCAGAAUCGAAACUGUCUUGGGCUGAUUUCGCAGCUAAUACAGUUCUGAAGAGGGUGGGGGAACCUGAGGAGAUAGCGGAUUUAAUUGUUUACCUCGCGAGUGAUAAAGCAAAGAGCAUAACUGGUUCCAACUUCGUUGCUGACAAUGGAUUCACUUGGAAACGUUAA